This is a messenger RNA of Suncus etruscus (white-toothed pygmy shrew), 978 nucleotides long. Its product is annotated as olfactory receptor 10Z1-like. Lineage: Eukaryota; Metazoa; Chordata; Mammalia; Eulipotyphla; Soricidae. Gene Ontology annotation, biological process: G protein-coupled receptor signaling pathway. Gene Ontology annotation, molecular function: G protein-coupled receptor activity; olfactory receptor activity. The record is from RefSeq and is a predicted model, not a curated record. Gene Ontology annotation, cellular component: membrane. The coding region runs from base 1 to 978 and encodes 325 amino acids. The transcript has a single exon.
AUGGUACUCAACACCAGAAGAGUGAGCAACCAUACCAUAGUCAGCACAUUCCUUCUGUGGGGAUUUUCUAGUUUCCCAUAUCUGCAGGUCCUUCUCUUUGUGUUGGUUUUUUUCUCCCAUGUGUCCAUAGUGGUUGCAAAUAUGUCAAUCAUGGUGGCCAUAAAGCUCAGUCACAGCCUUCACACUCCUAUGUACUUCUUCCUCUGUGGCCUAUCCUUUUCAGAGACAUGUAUCACUAUGGUCACAAUCCCACGCAUGUUGGUGGACUUACUCUCAGUCAGCAAGACCAUUUCUCUUCCUGAGUGUGCCAUACAGAUGUUUUUCUUCUGUGCCUUGGCAAGUAAUAACUGCUUCGUCAUGGCUGCCAUGUCCUAUGACCGUUACACUGCCAUUCACAACCCAUUGCAUUAUGCUAUCCGGAUGACCCCUAAGAUCUGUGCUCAGCUCCUGAUAGCUUCUUGUAUGGUUGGGAUUCUAGUUUCUGUGUGCAUUGUCAACAUUGUGUUCAACAUGUCUUUCUGUGAUUCCAACAUCAUCCAGCAUUUCUUCUGUGACAUCUCACCUGUGAUGUCUCUUGCUUGUGACUUUACUCCCUAUCAUCAAAUGGCUAUUUUUAUGCUCUCUGUCUUUGUGCUGGUGGGCAGUUUCAUUUUAAUUGUGAUCUCCUAUGUCUUCAUUGGAUUCAUAAUUAUGAAGAUGUCCUCUAUUAAGGGGAGGUAUAAAGCCUUCUCAACUUGCUCCUCCCACCUCACUGUGGUAUCCAUACACUAUGGAUUUGCUGGGUUUGUGUAUUUGAAGCCAAAAAGCAGCAAUUCAUUCAGAGAAGACAUGCUGAUGGCUGUGACAUAUACAGUACUGACCCCUCUGCUCAAUCCCAUUGUUUAUAGUCUAAGGAACAAAGAAAUGCAAAUAGCCCUAAGAAAGGUACUAGGUAAUGCAAACAGAUUCAUUUCUCAGACAGUAGAUAAAAGAAACUGA